This is a messenger RNA of Esox lucius (northern pike), 2798 nucleotides long. It is a transcript of the gene mef2d, whose product is annotated as myocyte enhancer factor 2d. Gene Ontology annotation, biological process: positive regulation of transcription by RNA polymerase II; cell differentiation. The transcript is spliced from 13 exons. Lineage: Eukaryota; Metazoa; Chordata; Actinopteri; Esociformes; Esocidae. The record is from RefSeq and is a predicted model, not a curated record. Gene Ontology annotation, molecular function: RNA polymerase II cis-regulatory region sequence-specific DNA binding; DNA-binding transcription factor activity, RNA polymerase II-specific; protein dimerization activity. Bases 482 to 2212 code for a protein of 576 amino acids.
UGCAGUUGUCAUUUCCACCAGUUGUGUGCAGGACAGGAUACGCCACACUUUGUGGGGACACCUCUUACUUGGGAAUAUGACUGAACUUUGACUGGGAAUACCUCGGGAGCCACUGUUAGCUGAGAGUCUUGAGUUCCACUGGGGGUUUUUGCGGUUUCCUUUUAAAUUCUUCCAAGUUAUGCUUCAGAUUUGACUGCUUUUCACUGAUCCACCAAGGGAGUAACACCUGCAGUAAAGUGGGGAAGAGGAUCAGUAGAUGAGCUGCCGCCGUCUAGACCAUGAUCUGAAGGCCCCAAGCACGUGGACCCAUCGUCUAUUCUUUCUGCUGUGGGAGUGACCACUCCUAGACCAGCUGCCUCUGACAGGUGGAGCCCAAGGAGAGAGUGGCAAAGAGUGCCUAGCCCACCAACCACCGACGCAGGACAGCCGUGCCCUCUGACCCCGCCACGCCCCCUGCCCCUCCCACCGCCACACAGGAACUAUGGGGAGGAAAAAGAUUCAGAUCCAGAGGAUCACUGACGAACGGAACCGACAGGUGACGUUCACCAAGAGGAAGUUUGGCCUGAUGAAGAAGGCUUACGAGCUGAGCGUGCUGUGUGACUGCGAGAUCGCCCUCAUCAUCUUCAACCACUCCAACAAGCUGUUCCAGUACGCCAGCACAGACAUGGACAAGGUCCUGCUCAAAUACACGGAGUACAACGAGCCCCACGAGAGCCGGACCAACGCUGACAUCAUCGAGGCUCUGAACAAGAAAGAGCACCGGGACUCAGAGAGCCCUGACCCGGAGGAGCCCUUCUCCCUCACCCCCCGCACUGAGGAGAAAUACAAAAAAAUUGACGAGGAGUUUGAUAAAAUGAUGCAGAGCUAUAGGCUGUCAUCAGCCGUGCCACAGCCAACCUUUUCCAUGCCUGUCACGGUGCCAGUGUCCAAUCAGAACACUCUCCAGUUCAGUAACUCUGGCGGCUUGGUCACCACGUCCUUUGUCAACUCCACCCUCACAGACCCCCGACUGCUGUCGCCACAGCAACCAGCCCUCCAAAGGAACACCGGGUCUCCAGGGUUACCACAGCGACCAGCCAGCGCAGGUGCUCUAUUAGGAGGUGACCUGAACAACUCCAGUGGAGGAUGCCCGAGUCCAGUUCCCAACGGCUACAUCAGUGCCAGGGCCUCCCCAGGCCUUCUCUCCAUCUCCAAUGGCAACAGCCUGGGGAAGGUUGUCCCGGCCAAAUCCCCGCCUCCGCCCAGCCCUCAGAUGGUCAACAGCCGCAAGCCUGACCUCCGGGUCAUCACCUCCCAGAGUGGAAAGAGCCUAAUGCAGCUGACAGACGAGGAGCUGGAGUUGGUGAGUGAGAAUGCUCAGCGGUUAGGUGGUUCUCAAGGGAACCUGACCACACCAGUGGUUUCUGUGGCAACACCUAGUCUCCUUGCCCCCUUCUCGGCCAUGCAGACAGCGUAUAACACUGAGUACCAACUGACCAGUGCAGAUCUCACAGCACUCCAGACCUUCACGCCAUCAGGGCUGCUACCUGGAAACAUGACCAACUGGCAACAACAACCAGCAGUAUCCCAGCAACAACAACAGCAGCAACAACAACAACAGCAGCAGCAACAGCAGCAGCAGCAACAACAGCAACAACAACAACAACAACAGAUCAGCUUGGCGUCCCUUAGUAACUUGGUCAUGUGGGGCGCAGAGAAACAGAACGGGGAGAUGGCUAACUGCAUCUCCAAUUUUGCUGCUAACCUGAGCAUGGCCUCUCAAUCAAACUUGCUCUUUGGCAGGGAAGAGGGCCUCUGCUGGCCGGUGGGCCACCUUCCUCAGGGCACCAUGCUGACCAUCAACACUAACCCAAAUGUCAACAUCAAGUCGGAGCCCGUGUCGCCCAAUCGUGACCGCAGCACCCCGUGCUCUACGAGUGGGGGCGGAGGAGGAGGGGGCCUCGUGACCAUCACGGGGGCCCCCCUGUCCGGCCAGUACCCGGGGGCCCUGCGCCUGGAGCCGUCCGCCCAUCAAGGCCGCUCGCCGGUGGACAGCCUGAGCAGCAACGGCAGCUCCUACGAAGGAGAGAGGGACGACGGGGCCCAGGGACGGGACUUCCACCUCCAGGGAGGGGCCUCCUCGGCCAUGGGGCUCCUGAGGCCCUCGCAGGAACAGCAGGAGCAGGAGGGGACCAACGGGAAGAGAAUGAGACUGGACACCUGGGUUACAUAGAGGAGAAGAGGAGAGAGAUGGAGACGUGCCCCCUUCUCUAUCUAUCCCAACCACCUAUUUACCAUCCAUGCAGUACAUACUGACCUCACACACACACGCACACACGCAGACAUUUGCGCAUGCUCUUACACACCCCGUUUCUCUUACUAAUGUAUGCGUUGACACCAAUGCGCACCACUCUGCUUCGUGUUUUCUACUAUAAUCCUCCGCACAUGCUCACUCACGCACCGACACGGACACCCUCUGAAGGGGCGGAGCCACCCAACCAGGGACUGCGUGUUGUCACGGUGGGUUGGGUGAGAUUUGGAUUGGUGUGACUUCGUGUUUUUCUUUUUUUCAUUCGAUCUCACUCGUCCUCCUGAAGAGAGAGAGUAGAGAGAAGCUGGACAACGGACUCCCAAUGGACUGCUGUGUUUUCUCCUCAUGGCUACACAUCGUAAUACAUGUCUUGUAGUUUGUCUUUUCUCCUCCAGACAACAUGACACAGAUCUUAUAGCCUGCCUGUCAUACACCGUAGGUCUCUUGUCCAGCUGCACUGUUCUGUUGAAAAACAGUACCACAACCAAAAUGAAUCGACUUGUUUGUA